AUGGGCUCCAUCAGUGCAGCAAAUGCAGAAUUUUGUUUUGAUGUAUUCAAAGAGGUGAAACUUUACCACCCCAACGACAACAUCUUUUAUUGCCCCUUGAGCAUGAUUGCAGCCUUGGCCAUGGUCUAUCUGGGAGCAAGAAAUAACACUGAGUAUCAGAUGGAGAAGGUUCUUCACUUUGAUAAAAUUGCAGGACUUGGAAGUAUCCAGACCAAGUGUGGCAAGUCUGCGAAUAUCCACCUACUGUUUAAAGAAAUUCUCUCUGAUAUCACUGCACCAGAAGCCAAUUAUUCGCUGCACAUUGCCAACAGACUCUAUGCUGAAAAGACAAGUCAGAUCCUACCGAUUUACUUAAAAUGUGUGAAGAAGCUGUACAGAUCUGGUCUAGAAACGGUCAACUUCAAAACAGCAUCAAAUCAAUCCAGACAGCGCAUUAAUUCUUGGGUGAAAAAUCAGACAAAUGGACAGAUCCGGGAUUUCCUUGAACCAAGCUCUGUUAAUCCUCAGACUGUGCUGGUCCUUGUGAAUGCCAUUUACUUCAAAGGGAAAUGGAAGACCCCGUUUCAAGAAGAACACACUGAGGAAGUGCCCUUCAACGUGACAGAGCAAGAGAGCAGACCCGUGCAAAUGAUGUAUCAGAACAGCACCUUCAGAGUGGGAAGAGUGGCUGAAGAUAAAAUCAAGGUCCUGGAGCUUCCGUACACCAGUGGAGAGCUGAGCCUGUUGGUGCUGCUGCCUGAUGACAUCUCUGGCCUGGCACAGCUUGAGAACAAAAUCAGCUUUGAAAAACUUACCGAGUGGACCAGUUCUGAGGUGAUGGAAAAGAAGAGAGUAAAAGUGUACCUCCCACGCAUGAAGAUUGAGGAGAAAUAUAACCUCACAUUUGUCCUGACAUCCUUGGGUAUGACUGACCUGUUCAGCCCGGCUGCCAACCUCUCUGGCAUCUCUGCAGCAGAGAGCCUGAGGGUGUCUGAGGCUGUCCACAAGUCAUACAUGGAAGUCAAUGAAGAGGGCACUGAGGAGAGCACUCGCUCAGCAGAUGACACAGAAGACAUUCUAUAUUCCUCUGAGUUUGAAGAGUUUAGGGCUGACCACCCAUUCCUUUUCUUGAUCAAACACAAUCCAAGCAACCUGAUCCUCUUCUUUGGUAGAUAUUGUUAUCCCUAAAAAGAAAAGGGCUGGAAAUAAUGCCUGCCUACCCCUAAGAAACAGACCCUCUUUACUCUAGUAUUGUAGUAUAAUCUUAUCUCUUCAAUAUUUUCUGCAAGUGGAAAGGCUACUCUAAGUUGUACCUUUUCCUGAAGCUUCCAUAGCAAAGACACACCUGCAGGUGAGGAAACAGCAGUGUGUUUGCUCCUUUCCCUUCUCAGGCUGGUUUCAGUGUGGAUUGAGCUAAGCAAAGAUAAGUCCUCAGAGAACAGAGCCCCUCAAAGACCAGGAAGUGGCCAUAUGAUUUCACUUGAGGAAAGAAUUGCAGACAGGGCUCCAAGUCUUUGGUAUUCCAUUACAUAGAAAGCCGUGGGCUAUGCUCAUCCCAUUCCCUGGUUCUAUCCUCCUAACAAUGCUCAUCCCAUUCCCUAGUUCUAUCCUCCUAACAAACCCAUGCA
Messenger RNA from Melospiza melodia melodia, 1607 nucleotides. RefSeq names its product ovalbumin-like. The record is from RefSeq and is a predicted model, not a curated record. The transcript has 7 exons. Gene Ontology annotation, biological process: negative regulation of endopeptidase activity. Gene Ontology annotation, molecular function: serine-type endopeptidase inhibitor activity. Bases 1 to 1167 code for a protein of 388 amino acids. Lineage: Eukaryota; Metazoa; Chordata; Aves; Passeriformes; Passerellidae.